CGAGAGGGAGAGAGUAAGAGGCUGCUCUGAGAGAGGGAUGGAAAAGGGAGGAGAGAAGGUGAGGAUAUGUGUGACAGGCGCCGGAGGCUUCUUGGCUUCUUGGGUUGUGAAGCUUCUUCUCUCAAAGGGAUACAUGGUCCAUGGAACUGUCAGAGACCCAGCUGAUGAAAAGAAUGCACAUUUGAAGAAAUUGGAGAACUCCUUGGAAAACCUACAACUCUUCAAAGCAAACUUGCUGGACUACGACUCUCUAUGCGCAGCCAUUGCGGGAUGCAGUGGUGUCUUGCAUGUUGCAAGUCCAUGUCCUCCAGGCAAUGUGCCUAAUCCAGAGGUUGAUUUGAUUGAGCCCGCUUUAACAGGCACACUCAACGUACUCAAGGCUUGUUCUGAGGCAGGAGUAAAACGGGCUAUUGUUGUGUCCUCUGGUGCUGCUGUUGCAUGGAACCCAAAUUGGCCUAAGGAUAGAGUCAUGGACGAGGAGUGUUGGACUGACGAACAGUACUGCAAGACAAUUGGGAACUGGUAUUGCCUUUCCAAAACACUUGCAGAAAGAGAGGCUUUGCAGUAUGGGGAGAAAAGUGGGCUCAAUGUCGUGACCGUGUGUCCGUCCUUGAUCUUUGGGCCACCACUGCAGCCUACCGUCAAUACAAGCAGCUUAUUUUUGAUCAAGAUACUAAAAGGAGAGAAUGAGACAGUGGAAAACAAGUCCCGGUCGGUCGUUGAUGUCAGGGACAUAGCUGAAGCAUUGGUGAUAGCAUAUGAGAAGCCGGAAGCAUCUGGUAGAUACAUAUGCGCGUCAUAUACAAUCCGGAUCCAAGAUUUGGCUAACAAGCUGAGGAGCAUGUAUCCCAACUAUAACUAUCCUAAGAACUUCACAGAGGUGGAUGGAGGAAGCAUGAACCUGAGUUCUGAGAAACUGAAGGGCUUGGGGUGGAAAUGCAGGCCAUUGGAAGAUACCCUUUCCGAUUCUAUUGAAUGCUUUCAAGAGGCUGGUCUUUUGGACUAGAUUUCCACAUAUGGUGUGUGCAUAUCCCUUGAAUUUAACUGCUCAAAAUGCUCGGCCUGCUGUAGUCGUACGUUGAGCAUAUGGUCCUAACUGGCUGUUUGGUGUACAUGAAAUGGACGGUCUAAAAUGGAAAAUAGUCGAUGGUCCAAAGUCCAUUCUCCAAACUAUCCAGUUGGGGAUACAACCCAUCAACCGGUGGGCCCCAACAUGUGGGUGGUCCAAUUCGAGGUACAUGUAUUCAAAUUGUGUCAUCAGGUUCAAUAAAAGAAUAUUACAUUACAUUGGUGUAUGGAAGAAUCAUAUCCGACUUUUGUAUGAAAAUUUGAAUAUACAUUUUGCA
Messenger RNA from Magnolia sinica, 1346 nucleotides. Its product is annotated as cinnamoyl-CoA reductase 1-like. NCBI's taxonomy places the organism in Eukaryota, Viridiplantae, Streptophyta, Magnoliopsida, Magnoliales, Magnoliaceae. The transcript has 6 exons. The coding region runs from base 38 to 1006 and encodes 322 amino acids. The record is from RefSeq and is a predicted model, not a curated record. Gene Ontology annotation, molecular function: oxidoreductase activity, acting on the CH-OH group of donors, NAD or NADP as acceptor.